Messenger RNA from Boleophthalmus pectinirostris (great blue-spotted mudskipper), 4350 nucleotides. Its product is annotated as la-related protein 4-like. Gene Ontology annotation, biological process: positive regulation of translation. Lineage: Eukaryota; Metazoa; Chordata; Actinopteri; Gobiiformes; Gobiidae. Gene Ontology annotation, cellular component: cytosol; cytoplasmic stress granule. The record is from RefSeq and is a predicted model, not a curated record. Gene Ontology annotation, molecular function: mRNA 3'-UTR binding.
GGUGGAAGUGAGUCAGGAGCGGCUGAUGAGUUCAGAGCAGAGCCGAGAGCCGCCGCUGCUGCAGGAGGAGGCUGACCCGGGACCGAAGACCGGUGCGAAGGACGCGGCUCCGCUGCGGAGCGAGGCGGGCUCCGGCGGCAUGGUCACCUCUAAAGGCACUGGUCUGAAUCCAAAUGCCAAGGUGUGGCAAGAGAUGCCUGUGGCCCCAAGUGAGACUGUCAGUAACAGCCCGCACUGGUCUCCCUCAGACAUAAGUGACGGUUACUCUGACCCAACUUCUGCCGAGUGUAAGACGUACACUGUUGGAUUUGCAGAGCUCAGUGAUGGUGGCUCCACGGCAACAGCUGAGAUAGCAGUCAAUGGAAUGGACACUCCAGAGCUGGGCCUUUCCCCCGCUGAGCCCAGCACUGGGACCCCAGAUUCCAAAACGGAGGAACCGUUAUCAACAGAGAAUCUUCGGGAGUCACUGAAAAAAGAGCUUGAGUUUUAUUUUUCUCGAGAAAACUUGUCGAAAGAUUUGUACCUGAUGUCUCAAAUGGAUAGUGACCAGUUUGUUCCUAUCUGGACUAUUGCCAGUAUGGAGGGAAUCAAGGUCCUCACUACAGAUAUGGAUCUCAUUUUAGAUGUUUUGAGAUCUUCCCCAAUGGUACAAGUCGAUGACAAGGGGGAAAAAGUGCGGCCCAAUCACAAAAGAUGCAUUAUCAUUCUAAGAGAGGUUCCUGAAACUACACCUGUAGAGGAAGUAGAAUCUCUGUUCAAGAAUGAGAACUGUCCAAAGGUGAUAAGUGUGGAGUUUGCACACAACAAUAACUGGUACAUAACAUUCCAAUCAGACACUGAUGCGCAACAGGCUUACAAAUAUUUGAGAGAAGAAGUUAAAACAUUUCAGGGAAAACCCAUUAUGGCCAGGAUAAAGGCCAUUAACACCUUCUUUGCAAAGAAUGGCUACCGUAGCGUAGACAACAGCCUGUACGCCCAGCAGCCGCAGAGCCAAUCUCAAUUCAACACUCCACUCUACAUGCAGCACGUCUAUCCUCAGCAGCAGUACCCAGUGGCAUAUGGCAUUGUACCACCCACUUGGACGGCGUCACCCACACCUUACUUUGAAACUCCUUUGGCACCUUUUCCCAACAGCACCUUUGUAAAUGGGUUUGGUUCAGGAGGCCAUUACAAAACCAGUUCCAGCUCCCUCAUCACACGCCCUUUCAACAGAAAUCGUGUCCCCCUCUAUUCAAGAAAGAAUGUAAUAAAUGCUUUCAGAAACCACGUGAAGCCCCAGAUGAGACCCAACGAUGUAACACCCUCCGUUACACCUGUCCCUCUGGAGUCUCUCACUGGACUGCGCAGCCCACAGUCCCAGACCCCUGUGUCAGCCGCCAACUCCACACCCAUCCCCACACCCACUGACCUGAGCGCAGCAUUCUCACUCUCCUCGUCCUCUUCCUCCCUGGACCCCAGUGAAGAUGGCAGCAUUGCUGGACGUGGGAGACGUGGGAACACCUACAGAGGAACACGGAGAAGAAGAGAUGAUGAGCGAACUGCGAGACCUGUGCCAUUAGCAGAGGUUAAGGUUUCACCACCCAAGUUUGACUUGGCUGCCUCUAACUUCCCCCCUCUGCCUGGUUGUGUGGUAAGCACGCAGGGGGAACCUGUGCUUGAAAAUCGCAUGGCAGAUGUUGUACGCGGUUUAUACAGGGAUAAGACUGAACAGGUCAUUAAAGAAACCACUGUGAGUACAAGUUUAGCCCAACCCACAGUCGCAGAGGAGACUCGGACUGUUUCGAAUCCAAGCUUCAUUACUGCAAAACCUUUGACACAACCACUUGGAUCCAUAGCUUCUGGUGCCCCUCGUCAAGAGAAGAAGGUUGAAAGAGUUGAGAUCCCGCCUCCAAAAGCGAUCCCCCGAGCCCCAGUCACCCCAGUCAACAGCGCCUCCACACAGUCAGUGCCUGCCAGGCCCCAGCCCUCCGUAGUGUCUGCCCCCACAGCACAGAAGGCGCCGGCCACUGCUACAGCCACUAUUCCCACACCUACACAGGAGCCCCGCAAGCUAAGUUAUGCUGAAGUUUGUCAGCGCCCCCCUAAGGACCCUCCUCCUGCCUCUGCUCCAGCCCCCUCUGGCUCAUCCACAGGGCAGCCUCUACGUGAGCUGCGGGUCAACAAAUCUGAGGAGGGCUCCAACAGUGGCUCUGCAGACAAACAGGAGAAAGGCCAUGACAGGGAGGGUGGCUGGGAGUGCAAGGAGACCCGUUCAACCCGGGACCGGGACUCACAGGGCCACUACCGCAGCAACGGUCCCAGAGGAUCCGGGGGGCUCAAGUUUAGGGAUCAGAGGCGUGCCCCUCAAGCUCGACGCAGCUCCCCGCAGGGAAACUACAGGCACACUGGCAAAGAGCAGAAUAUCCCCCCAGUAUCGCCAAAGUAAAGACUUGAGCUGAAUACAAAAAAGAUGUAUGAAUAUAUACAUGGAUAUAUAUAAAUAUAUAAAAAUGAAUAACAUAAAAGCAACAACAUGGUAGCCACCUUCCACCUGGAACUUGUCCAAAGAAACACUUAAGAUGGAGUUUGGGACAUCCAGGACUAAUGGGCUGAAUGACAUUUGAAGGACUUAAAGAUUUGAAAAGGAAACCAAUUUCUCCUGCUAUACUUAAAACAAUUUAAGUGGGAUUUUGAAAACUGGAGAUUAUAUCAUUUAUGCUCUGCUGUGAUGAGGUGGGAUCCUGGGCCACGUAUAGGUGGCCCUCUACCAUUGAUUUUAAAAGAAUAGAUGUUGGUUUGCAACAAACAUAUGCACUAAGAAGAAAAGAACAUGCAUAUAUGCCAUGUACAUAAUACAAAGAAAUCACUAACACGCAAAGAGACAUCAGUUUUCUUUUUUUCUUGUGUGCUUAGAUUUGCAAGUAUGACUGAACUCAAGGGUUGGCUGAUGUCUGUUAAGCAAACUGAUUGAAAUGCCACAGUGGGCUUUUGCACUGCAAUGAUAUGGAUCAUUUUUGAUUUUUACAUCAGAAAUUCAUAGACUGUCGUGAGCCUGGACACUAUGGUAUUCUUAUGAAUAUUAAUGACAUGUGAUGAUUGGUGGUAUUUAAUCCUGGUUCAUGAUUUGGCUUAAUAUCAUUUUUAUGCCACAGUCUGAUGAAUCCACUUUUGGGGUACUUGCUGGCCCGUCAGCCAAGUGAACUUGCUCGGCCUGGUCCAAGUUUUCAUGUUCAGUUUCUGUCUACCCUCUCUGAAUUCAGAGCAUUGUCUUGUUAAUUGGUCAGGUUCUCUGUUUACAUGUUUGUUUGGGUGGUAGGACAAUGUUUCCUAAGUGAAAUAUAGGUUAAUUGUAAGAUGUGACUGUUCUGUGAGAUUUGGCUCUUCAUUGACACAGGAUAUUCAGGUUAUGCUAAUAUCUGUGAAGUCUCAUCAAAGGUAUAGUGUCAAAGACAAUAGGCUGAUGUGUGCUGAUAACUAAGAGUGAUGGCUACAUUAUAAAGGGCAGAAAUGUAAUGGGUAUAAAGCAAUUUGGAAAUCAUUUUCACGUGCUAUGUGCCACCUGCCUGCUAUCAUAGUGUGAUAGGUUUUGAUUUUAUUAUUUUGGACACAGACUACAAAGCAAGUGUAGUCUUUGAGACUUUUUAGCCCAGUGAAACUGGAUUUGAAGAAACUGUAGAGGUGUAGUUGCCUUUGCUAUAUAAUAACCAUUCACUUUAGAGGUGUAUGGAAGAAUGUAAUUGUACUAGUGCUGAAUUUGCAGAGGGAGGCAUCCGCCAGAUUCUUGUGCUUUUUAGGGUGAAUUUGCUGUUUUUAAUUUCUUUAUUUUGAAAACCGAUUGACUUAGAAGUUUGACGCGAUGUAUGUAUUGCUUUUUAAUUUUAUUUAUUAAUUCUGAUGCGCAACGCUUUUCUCCCAAUCUUGGUAGGCUGGUUUCCCCAAAGUUGUGUGAAAUCGCAUUGGCUAAAUAAAAUCCACGCAUAUGAUACUGUUUGACAUUUAAGCUGCAAAUAUACUUGAUGCAUUGAACUUGGGUGUAGAAAUGCAGUAAGGAGUAUGAAUCACUGGCCUCUUAUUUUUCAUUAAUGAGUAUGAGCAGCUGCCAGCUAGUGGUCUAGUCUAAUUAAAUGCACUAACUUGUUUUAAAAGAAACUUACUCAUGAGUAAUGUGAAAUCAUAUUAGAACAAUGGUUAAUGACGACAGGCUUGCAAAUAUAGUACAGGAAUUACUUUUCCCCUCCAUGUUUGGGUUAUUUUCUUUGAAUUUGGGGUUGGAGUGGCAAAAAUAAAUAUAUAGUAAUGGAUCAACAGUGUUUGAGACACAAUCCGAGAACUGUAUGAAAUGUCACCAAAAAUAAAUUAUUUUGAUUUGGC